AUGUUUCAUUAUCACCGUCUCCGAACUCUCCUCUACUCCCAAACCCCAAAAUGUCACCUUCUUCAAAGAAUCCACUCUUUCAACUUUUUCUCCACCACCACCACCACAUCAGAUUCAGAUAAACGAUCCUUCACCAUUUCCUACCUCACUAACAACUGUGGUUUAUCUCCCCAAGAUGCUCUCAAAGCAUCAAAACGACUUCGUUUCACCACCCCCGAAAAACCCAAUUCCGUUAUCGCCUUCUUCAAAACCCACGGCUUCUCCAAUCCCCAAAUCCAAUCCAUCAUUCUCAAAGCACCAACAAUCUUAUCAUCCAACCCCACCAAAACCAUUCUCCCAAAGUUUCAAUUUUUAGCCUCCAAAGGUGCUUCUCCCUCUGACAUAGCCGCCACCGUCACCAGAAGCCCCCAUUUCCUUGGCGCAAGCCUGAAACGCAUGGUCCCUUCUUUUGAAUUGGUAAGAAGUUUCUGUCCCUCUGAUCAAAAAGCUAUUACUUCAAUAAUUUUUUGUCCUUCUUCCAUUAGUGAUAUCCGCCUGAAACCAAAUCUUCAAUUUUUGCUUGAUUCCGGUGUCACUCCUUCGAGCAUUUACCGUUUGCUUUGUUCUAGACCCUCUGUAAUUUGUUCUAAUGAUUUGAGAAAGGCUGUGGAAGAGAUUAAGGAAUUAGGGUUUGAUCCUUCCAAGUACAAUUUUUGUGUGGCAUUACUUGCCAAGAGGGCUAUCUCUAAAUCCCAAUGGGAUGCUAAAGUUGAUGCCUUGAAGAGUUGGGGUUGUUCUGAAGAUGUGAUUUUUGAGGCUUUUAAAAGACAGCCUAACUUUAUGCUACGGUCACCGGAGAAACUCAAUGCAGUGAUGCGUUUUUGGGUCAAGGAGCUUGGUUGGGAUCCUUCAUUGCUACUGGCAGCACCGGAUCUUUUCGGAUUUAGUAUCGAGAAACGGUUUAUUCCAAGGGCUUCUGUUAUCAAGUAUCUUCUUUCCAAUGGUAUGAUGAAGAAGGAUGCUAGCUUAGUGACACCGUUUUGUUUGUCUGAUGAGUUGUUCCUGCAAAGGUAUGUGAAACGUUUUGAGGAUGAAGAAGCAUCUUGGCUAUUAAAGCUAUAUCAAGGUUAG
Messenger RNA from Lathyrus sativus (Indian pea), 1110 nucleotides. Lineage: Eukaryota; Viridiplantae; Streptophyta; Magnoliopsida; Fabales; Fabaceae. The record is from the annotation of a GenBank genome assembly.